Messenger RNA from Meira miltonrushii, 1113 nucleotides. RefSeq lists its product as uncharacterized. Lineage: Eukaryota; Fungi; Basidiomycota; Exobasidiomycetes; Exobasidiales; Brachybasidiaceae. The transcript has a single exon. The coding region runs from base 1 to 1113 and encodes 370 amino acids. The record is from RefSeq and is a predicted model, not a curated record.
AUGCGCACUUCUAUAAUCUUGGCGUCUUGCCUCAUGGCAAUCAGCGCUGUGAGCGCAGCUCAAUUGGCCGGUCCAGCAGCAACUCCCAGUCCUCACUUCCAAAAACGGAAAAUUAUGGAAAGACACCAAAGUAUGUUACCCCGAAUGCCUUUGGGCAACGGUCUCUUCGGAAGUAGCGAUGAUGGAACCCACAAAGAUUCAACAGAUUCCGAUAAGGCGUCUUCAACAAGCUCUUCAUCAAUGUCAUCAUCUACUUCUUCUUCCUCGUCAUUUUCAUCUUCAUCUUCUACACGCAUUUCAAGCUCAACAUCAUCUGCCGCGCCUUCUUCAACAUCAACAGCUGCUCCGACAAGUUCCUCUUCCUCUGCAGGAACAACACCAACGAGCAGUUCAGUUGUAUUCCUUACUUCAACUCUUCAGCCAACCUCAAGUUCCAGCGCGGCUCCCGCUCCAGCACAAACGAGUGGUUCAUCACAAGACAAUAGCGGCAGCAGUCACACAGGCUUGAUUGUUGGUGUUUCAGUGGUGGGUGGUGUUGCGAUCCUUGGUGCUUUGAUCUUCUUAUACAUGAAGUUCGGCGGAAGAAGGUUUAGCGAUUACGAUAACGAUGAUGCGGAUAUUAAAUGGCCAGAAUUGAAGACGGACGAAAAUGCAGCAGCAAUGCAACCUUUGCCAGCCCGAAGGACGGGCGGUGCAGGAUUUGAUAUGGGCGAAGAUUCGGAUCACGGUCACGAUAUGAACAACCUCGGCGGCGAUGCACACAGCAUGACAGAAUACGGUGGAAAGCAACAUGAUUCCAUGGUAGGAAGUACAACUGCGCUCAAUAGUGGUAUUGGUUCAGGCACAUAUGGUGCUGGAACCUACACCCAUGGAGGUGAUGCUGAUACCUACAACGCUCCAGCUGGUGGUGUGACAGGUUAUUAUGACCCUUACGGUAGCUACAGUCACGGUGGACAAGGUCAACAGGUAUUUUACCCUGAUCAAACAAGUCAAGGACAAGAUUUCCAAGGAUACGGAGGAUAUGGACAUGAUCAAAACGCAUAUGGAACCAGUAGUAGCCCACAACAAAAUCCUUAUCGUGUUGGACAACAUACUGGGCAAGGAGGAUAUUGA